AUGAAGAGACUUGCGCAGCGCAUGUGUCGUCUGCGCAUGCACGAUCCUCCUCCUGCAAACAUCAUGGCGCAGCAAGAGCCGAAUGGAGAUUUUCCAUAUUUACCUUCAGGGACGGCCGAGGUGAACCGGAUGAUAAAGGAGAACAGUGAGCUGUUCUCUGAUUCUCAGUGUAAAGUGUGCAGCGCUGUCCUAAUCUCUGAAUCCCAGAAACUUGCACACUACCAGAGCAAAAAGCAUGCAAGCAAAGUGCGUCGAUACAUGAGCAUUCAUGAAAAGGAUGAGCCCUUUGCAAAACGUUUCAAGCCUUCAGAUGAUGCUGUAUGUCAGACAGGUAUUGUCGAUGAAGGGGACAAGUACAAAGCCUGCCAUGUGUGCAACAUGACGUUCUCUUCUGCAGUUGUGGCACAAUCACAUUACCAGGGCAAAGUUCACACCAAGAACCUUCGCUUAAAAAACUUCGGUCCACAGCUUCCUGCACCUCAGCCCAAAGCCCAGGUGAAAAAGGAUGAAGGGCUUCCUAAAGGUGAGCAGGGGCCGGCGGAGCAGGACCCCAACCGCUUCUGCACUAUCUGCCAGGCCUCUUUCAACAACCCCCUGAUGGCUCAGCAGCACUACACUGGCAAGAAACAUAAAAAACAGUUGACUAAACACAAGCUAAUGGAGACCUAUGGACCGUCCACUGCACCAGCCUCCACUGUUAAGGGCUACCCAUGUACUGUGUGCAAUAUUGAGCUCAACUCCGUGGAGCAGUACCAGGCCCACAUCAGCGGUUCCAAACACAAGAACCAUGGUAGACCUAAGAAAGGGGCAAAUGCAUUUGUCAGCCCCCCUGAGAACUACCAGCCUGAUUUCCAGUAUACACCUGAGCAGGAUGCCCCAGAGGUCCCAGAGGACUGGGGCAGCUUCAACCAGGGCUAUGUGUGAUUAGACGCCUUUGCUUCACUGCCCUCUGCUCAUCUGUGACAAGCUUCCUCUGUUUAGGCACAGGUCAAUAUGUGUCUGCACUGUGCGUCUCCUAAGGCCAGCAUUUCACCACACUAUGUCCCUUCCUUUCCGUUAUAUCCUUCUUUCACUCUCACACACAGCUGAGGGACCACAACAAACUUCCACAGCAGAUUUAUGUUCUCUCUUUCUCUGCAAAACUGAAGGCAAAAAUGAAUAGUGUGCUGCUCUUUUCAGUGUUCAGAGUAGUGUUUUGUUUCAUAUUUCUCUUUCGUAGAUGGAGGUCCAGAAAGCGGUUUUGGUAGAAUUUAGGGUAUGAUGGAUACUCCUGUUUGUUGUUUUUAUUUAAAAAAAAAAAAAAAAAAUUGUGUGUUAAAUGAAUGUCUUUGGAGUUCAAAGCUGUUGAAUUUGAUAGUGUGAAAAGUUUGUAAGGACAAAUGUCUUUGUUUUGGGGGGCUACAGAGUGCUUUAUUUCCUGACUCUUGAUUGCUAUGUCAAUUUUGGAAACAAUCAUUGUAUUUUUAAGUACUUUAAAGGAAUAGUUCACAGAAUAUGAAAAUUCUGUCUUUUACCCACUCAUGUUGUUCAAAACCUGUAUGACUUGAAUUCUUCCUUUGAACAUAAAAGGGAGAUGUUAGGCAGAAUGUUAGCCUCAGUCACCAUUCACUUUCCAUGCAUUCCGCCCCACCCCCACCCCCACCCAUACAAUGAAAGUGAAUGGUGACUGAGGCUUUCAUUCCAUGGAAGAAAGGGCAACAUUAGGGAGAGUAAAUUAUGACAGAAUUUUACAUUUUGGGUAAAGUAUCCCUUUAAAUCAUUGUUUUGCUUGUCCAAAACUGAGCAGUAGUUUUUUCAUUUCACAAUGCUCCUUCCCAUUUCUCUGUAAAAGUAAACGUUUUAGUAGGAGGCACAGUUUGAUUUAAUACACAUAGAGAUUUAACCUUAAAAGUGGUGCUUGAGUGCUAACAUCCAAUGUUGCACAAAAAUGGUGGAGUUUGUCCUAGUGAAUAAAACUGUCAAAUCAUAGUAAAUUAAUGCCAGGUCAUGGGAGAGAUAUUUAUUUAGUUUUCAGUUUAGGGACAGACACCUAAGUUCAUCUUGACAUGUCAAAUCUCAUGAUGUAGAUUCUAGCAUUAUACCUGUUCUGCUUUUACUAAAUCAAACUAGUAACAAAUUUAUUAGUUAAACUUACUUGUAUAUAAGUUGAAAGCCUCCUUUUAGUGUUUAAUGCAAAAAAAGCUCUAAAAUUUCAAGUAUGACAUGAAAAUUCUAGGAGUUUGAGUAUUUUUGAGCAUAUGUGUAAUACAGAUCUUAUGGCUUGCAUCAUUUAUUUUUGUGAUGUACAUUGCAGAUGGCCCUUGGUAUACAUAACGGAUGCUUAUACUGUGUAAAGAUUUAAGCUUUGAGAAAUCAAGAAUAGUUCAAUUAAUGCUUAGCGUCUCCAUAUUAGACUUAAGAUCAUGAAGUUUUAUUUGGGGCUUAAGUUGUUUUGAAUGGUUACUGCGUUGCUUUGUCAUGAACUGAAUGUGAGAAAGACCGUUAGUGUUUUUACUGUAUGUUCUCAAAGGACUAGUUUUUACUGUAUUGUUUCCAUGUUGUGUUAAGACAUGUGCCGGAAAGCUUGUUAAAGGGAUAGUUCACGCAAAAAAUAAUAUUCUGUCAUUUACUCACCAUCAUGUUGAUCCAAACCCAUUUGAGAUGUCAGGCAGACUUAUAGCCUUCUCUCAGUCUUUUUUUGCAUACAAUGAAAGUGAAUGGGGACUGAAGCUAACAUUCUGCCUGACAUCUCCUUUUAUGUCUCAUGGAAGAAAGAAGGUCAUAGGGGUUUGGGACAAUGUGAGGGUGAGUAAAUGAUGACAAUUUUCAUUUUUUGAUGAACUAUCCCUUUAAUACAAACUGAAAGAAAUACUAUCAGCGAUUACAAUAGCUCAGCAUUGUAAUGCACGGCCUGCAGAUGAACUCCUGGAUCCCGCAAUGUUCUAUUAACAGUUGUUGUUGCAUUGCAUUGAAGUCUUCAAAGCAGCAUAACAGCAAUUAUGUGCUGAAAUAAGGCCUUCAAACUUAAUAUAAUUAGUAGAGUGUUUGUGUUUUUAUUGGUCAAUUUUCUUUUUAACAGACAGUGUGAGCCUAAAGAGAUGUUACUUUUCAUGUAGUAAAAUGUUUUUGAAAAAAAAGCAAGUAGUCAUUUGUGUUUCAAUAUGCUGCACUUAGACAAAUUACUCUGAUGUACCUCAAAGGGACUCUAUGCAUUCAAAUAUGUUCUGUAUUUUUUUUGCAUUUCUUAUUCUGCAGUCAACAUAAUAUGUAGGUCAAGGUUUUUUGCACCCAAAACAACAGUAAUUUUUGUCUUGCAUGACCAUUUUCCACCCUUUCUUUGACUCUGACUUAAAGGAAUAUUCGGGGUUCCUCGACUUUUUAUAUAUAUAUAUAUAUAUAAAGAAAAGGGGGAAUCGGUCUAAAAGAAUAUUAAUAUUUGUGGUAAUAAACAUUAUGCCACGAAUGCUUUUUAAUUGAGAUUAACAUUAAGAAAGGGUAUUAUUGCAACUGUACGUUUAAGACUUCUAUAUAUAAAUCUGUGGAGUAGUGUAACUCACAUUUUGUUCAUCUGGAUGGGCCAUGUUAAUGAAUACUGAGGUACUAGGUUUAGAUGUAUUAAUGUGGGUAAUUAUGUUAUUAAUGUGCCUGUUGAUGUGAUGUCAUAACCAUGACAAUUUCUGAAUUUACCUUUUUUGCAUCUUAUUUUUCAUAAAGAAUAUUAGUGGACUGAGUAAGGAGCUUUGUGCUGUGAAUGUUAGGCAAAAUAUGUCCACAUAGUACGUCACACUCUUACUCAAAAGAGCAAAGAAAAUUGUUUCUUUCAAAAGUUUUCUUUACAAAAGGAUGUGUAUGUUGGGACCUUGUCCUCUAGAUGGCACACUUUGCAAACGGGGGUCCUUGGCUUUUCACAACUGACCCUUUGCUUGUUUCCCACUUGUGGUGAGAGGGGUUUGGUCCAAUGUAUGCCUAAUAUAUAAUUUGUUAUUCAUUGAAAUACACACUUCAUACAUC
This is a messenger RNA of Myxocyprinus asiaticus (Chinese sucker), 3990 nucleotides long. RefSeq names its product zinc finger protein 346 (gene znf346). NCBI's taxonomy places the organism in Eukaryota, Metazoa, Chordata, Actinopteri, Cypriniformes, Catostomidae. The transcript has 7 exons. Gene Ontology annotation, molecular function: zinc ion binding; nucleic acid binding. Bases 1 to 924 code for a protein of 307 amino acids. The record is from RefSeq and is a predicted model, not a curated record.